Messenger RNA from Asparagus officinalis (garden asparagus), 1746 nucleotides. RefSeq names its product indole-3-acetate beta-glucosyltransferase-like. The record is from RefSeq and is a predicted model, not a curated record. NCBI's taxonomy places the organism in Eukaryota, Viridiplantae, Streptophyta, Magnoliopsida, Asparagales, Asparagaceae. Gene Ontology annotation, molecular function: UDP-glycosyltransferase activity.
CAAAGCCAUCGCCCAAUCGAAAUCAUCAAAAGCCCACGUCUUAGUCCUCCCUUACCCUAGCCAAGGCCACAUCAACCCCAUGCUCCAAUUCGCCAAGCGCUUAGCCUCAAAAGGCCCAAAAGCCACUCUAGUCACAACCCACUUCAUCAUCAAGUCAAUCAAGGCCCAAUCCGGCCCGGUACAAAUUAAGCCCAUCUCCGAUGGGUUCGAUCAAGUCGGCUUUACGGAUGCAGUCACCCUCGACGACUACCUCGCCCAAUUAGAAGACAUCGGAUCCAAAACCUUAUCGGAUCUUAUAGAGGAGGAGAGCUAUUCGACCCGACCGUUUACUUGCAUUGUUUAUGACACUUACGUCCCUUGGGGACUAGACGUGGCUAGACGGGUUGGGUUGACCGCGGUCGCGUUUUCGACCCAGUCUUGUGUGGUUAGUGCGGUUUAUUAUUAUGUGAACCAAGGUUUGGUUCAGGUUCCACGGGUCGGAUCUAGAGUUUCGGUUGCAGGUUCGGUUCCGUUAGCAAUAUCGGAUUUUCCUUCGUUUGCCAUGGAUAACGGGUCAUACCCGACUCUUAGCGAGUUGGCUUUGGAGCAGUUUAGGUUGGGAAAGGCAGAUUGGGUCUUGUUUAAUUCGUUUGAUGAGUUGGAGGGCGAGGUGAUAGCUUCCUUGAACAAGCACUGGCGAGCAAGAGCCAUCGGCCCAACAGUCCCCCUAUCCCUCGUCGACGACGAUCAAUCCUCGAACUACGGCAUGGACCUAAUCCAGUCAUCCGACGACAGCGAUAGAUGCAAGACAUGGCUCGAAUCGAAACCCCCAUCAUCCGUCAUCUACAUCUCUUUCGGCAGCUGACACCCAUUCCUAUGGAUCAUCCGCUCGUCGGAGCAACACAAACUGCCGGAAGAUUUCGUUCGCGACAGCAAACAAGGGCUGAUACUCUCGUGGAGCCAGCAACUCGCGGUGCUGGCUCACGGAAGCAUAGGGUGCUUCGUGACGCAUUGUGGGUGGAAUUCAACGCUGGAGGCGUUAAGCAGAGGAGUGCCGAUGGUGGCGAUGCCUCAGUGGACUGAUCAGCCGACGAAUGCUAAAUAUGUGGAGGAUUUUUGGAGAGUUGGGGUGAGAGCAAGGGCGAGAGAGGGAUUUAUCGACGACUUUGAGAUUGAGAGGUGUGUACAGGAGGUGAUGGAGGGGGAGAGGAGCGGCGAGAUGAGGGAGAAUGCGAGGGGGUGGAAGGCGGCGGUAGAGGCUGCGGUGAGAGAGGGAGGGAGUUCGGAUCAGGGGUUGGAGGAGUUUGUAGCAAAGAUCGUGACUGUCUCCUUCCUGUACAAAGCCAAAUGAGUGAUCUUGAUGUGGAAAAGCUUAGUGUUUUUGAGAAUGGGAAGCAGAAGCUCAAGUUUCGGAAAAUGCUCUAUUUCGCUAAAAGGAGUUGAUACCCUUAGACAUUCAGAACUUUAGAAAGUUGCAGGUAACAUAAUAAUCACGGAACAGGAGCGUGUUGGCUGUAAAAACUGAGCUCUGAGGAUCUCGCACACUCAAGAUUCUGAACUCGACAUCCAUGCAAUUCUGUGUUACUUGAAAUGGCUCCUCCGCCAAUUCAUGUGAUGAGAGUUUAUAUAUAAGAAAUUGUGAAUCUAUUGUUAUUUUUUUGGUUCAAAAGUUCAGAAUGCCAUUGGCUUAGUUGCUAUCUACAAUGAAAAAUUAUUUAUAUUUGAGUAUGGUCUUUGAAGAAAAUACUGCCAGGUUUAAUGGGAACA